Elgaria multicarinata webbii is the source of this 1001-nucleotide messenger RNA. RefSeq names its product gametocyte specific factor 1 (gene GTSF1). Lineage: Eukaryota; Metazoa; Chordata; Lepidosauria; Squamata; Anguidae. The record is from RefSeq and is a predicted model, not a curated record. The coding region runs from base 151 to 744 and encodes 197 amino acids. The transcript is spliced from 9 exons.
GGUUCUUCGAGCUUCUACACGUGGCGGGUUGCAGCCUGGGUAUUGUUGCUUAGCUUUGUGCUUUCCUUUCUGUUCCUGAAUUGUCCUGGUCGUAUUGGAAGCAGGAAGACACUCGUAAUUCAGACAGAACAAAAAACCCAGAGGCCAGCUAUGAGCUACCAGGGCAGAUAUUACUUAGACACACAUGAAUCUCAGCAGCAGGGUUACCAUAAUUUUGUGCGACAUUCCACCAGCUCUCAAAAUGUGGGUAGCGAAGACAGCUAUGAUGCUUUGGAUCCUGAGAAACUGAUGCAAUGUCCAUAUGACAAACAUCAUCAGAUCAGGGCGUGUAGGUUUCCCUACCACCUUGUCAAGUGCGCUAAGAACCAUCCUGAUAUUGUGCAGCAGCUGGUCACGUGCCCAUUUAAUGCCCGUCAUCAGGUCCCCAAAGCAGAGAUCAAGCAGCACAUAUCAAGCUGUGAUGACAAAAGAUGCAUUGAGCAGGACAUUGCAAGUCAAGUUGAUCGUCACAGAAGAGAAAUCAAUGUUGUAAGUUCAUGGCAGGCUCCUCCAUGCGACGAAGACUGGGACAAAGAUCUAGCAGACCAAUCAAACUCCAUCUUCGUUUGGGGCAUAAGCCGCUGUAGGAUAAACAGUUCUGGAUCAAGCACGACAAUGGGUUAUAAGAACCACCUCGCUUCAGGUCUGCGAGCUCCCAGGUCCUUGCCAUUUGUACUACCAUGGAAGAACAAUGCUGAAAAUUGAAGACCGUGGCAGAAAUUGUCCCAUCCAGUGGUUAUCAAGUGCUCAUUAUCUACUCUCUUCAAAUGAUUGGAGUGCCAGUUACGAGACUCAGACUAAACUGUGUCCCUGUUUGGGUUAACUAAACAAGUUCUGAAAAUGCAAAUUCUUAAUCCUAAAUAUGGAAGUUAACAAUAUAGUUGACUAUGUUAUGUUAAUAGGCAAUAUACAUUUGGAUCUCCUAUCAAAAGCCCAGUGAAACAGGCAGUGAUUGUACAAAA